This is a messenger RNA of Pyrus x bretschneideri (Chinese white pear), 3316 nucleotides long. RefSeq lists its product as uncharacterized. The record is from RefSeq and is a predicted model, not a curated record. Gene Ontology annotation, molecular function: ATP binding; ATP hydrolysis activity. Lineage: Eukaryota; Viridiplantae; Streptophyta; Magnoliopsida; Rosales; Rosaceae.
UCAAAUCCCUCUAUAUUUUCUCCAUUUCAAUCUCCUCCAUUUUCCAACCCACCAUUUUUCAGAAAACCGCCAAAAAAUGUUCUCUCUACAACCUGAAGGACCAGAUGCCGACGACGGCGUCGUCUAUGUUCUCCGCCUACGCCUCCAUCGCCACAUUCAUGAUGCUCUUCCGCUCUGUCGCCAGUGAGCUCAUCCCCGCCCCCUUCUGCUCCUACAUCUACAAAGCCCUAAACUACCUUUUUGCACCUGUCUUCUCCCGCGACCUCACUCUCGUCGUCGAUGAGCUCUCCGGCAUGACCCGCAACCAAGUCUUCGACGCUGCCGAACUCUACCUCCAGACGAAGAUCGGCACCCACACCGAGCGCCUUUGUAUCAGCAAGGCUCCCCGGAAGAAGAACAUCGGCGUCGCCAUUGACAAGGACGAGGAAGUCUCUGACACUUUCGACGGCGCCGUCAAGCUCAAGUGGCAGUUUAUCACGGAGACCAAGAAGGGGGAAUGACAGGACAUUCGAAUGCGGUAUUUUGAGCUGUCGUUUCACAUGAAACACAUGGACAAAGUGAUUUCCUCAUACCUGCCUUAUGUUCUCACUCAGGCUGACGCCAUUAAAGCAGCGGAGAAGGUGUUGAAGCUCUACACCCGCCACAUCUGGUCGAGAUACAACGACGAUGACGUGGCGAAUUCUGAAUGGGGGUCGGAGAACUUGGAGCACUCGUCGACGUUCGACACGAUGGCGAUGGACCCGAAGAUGAAGAAAAUGAUUGUGGAGGAUUUGGAGAGGUUUGUGUGGAGAAAGAAGUUCUAUAAGGUGGGGAAAGCUUGGAAAAGGAGCUACUUGCUGUACGGGCAGCCGGGGACCGGAAAAUCGAGCUUGAUCGCCGCCAUGGCUAACUACCUCAAGUUUAAUGUGUAUGAUUUGGAGCUCAUUAGUAUUUAUAGUGACUCUCAGUUGAAGAAGGUUUUGCUGUCCACUACCAAUCAUUCUAUUUUAGUCAUUGAGAACAUUGAUUGUUGCAGGGUGGUUGUUGGCAACCGGGGUUCAGAUUCGGAUUCGGAUUCUGAUUCCGAUUCUGAUCCCGAUUCGGACAGGAGCCGGGUUACACUAUCAGGCCUACUGAACUUCAUAGAUGGGUUGUGGUCAAGUUGUGGAGAUGAGAGGAUCAUUGUGUUCACCACCAACCACAAGGAUCGAUUAGACCUGGCAUUGCUGCGUCCAGGUCGAAUGGGCCUGCAUAUUCACAUGUCCUACUGCUCCACAGCUGGGUUCAGGACCUUGGCCUCUAACUACCUUGGCAUUCAAGACAACAACCGCCAUUGCUUCUGUGGAGAAAUUGAAGGGCUGAUUGACAGCACAGAGAUCACCCCAGCAGAGGUUGCUGAGGAGCUGAUGAAGAGUGAUGAUGCUGAUGUUACUCUUCAAGGACUUGUCAAUCUGCUCAAGGGUAAGAAGGCCAAAAGCAAGAAGAAGAAAACAUCGCUGCUGCAGGUCAAGAAGCAAUGUGGUCGCAGGAAAGGGAUCAAAAAGUUGCUGCACUUCCGUCUUCAAUGGUCUAAAAUUAUACAUACAAUUCGCUCUCGAUUUCUCAACUUCUUAAGACUCCACUUUGUAAGAAGAAGAUUACAACACAUGUUUUCUCUUAAUAAUCUUAAAGAAAUGCCCACCACGGCGUCGUCUCUGUUCUCAGCCUACGUCUCCGUCGCCGGAUCCAUGAUGCUGGUCCGCUCCAUGGCCAACGACCUCCUCCCGCCGCCCCUCCGCUCAUACAUUUCCUCCAAACUCGCUUACCUUUUCACCCCCCUCUCCUCCAUAACUCUCGUCAUCGAAGAGUACUCCGGCGCUGCCUGCAAUCAGGUCUACCAGGCUGCCGAGGUCUACCUUCCGACCAUCAACAUCAGCCCUUCUACCAAAAGCCUCCGUGUCCGAAAAACAAACCGGCAGAGGAGCAUCAGCUGCGCCAUGGACAAAAACCAGCAAGUCGCCGACACCUUCGAGAACGUCAAUCUAACAUGGCAGUACACGGUGACGGAGAAUAAAAAGUACGGGAAUACAUGUCAGUUCGAGCUCAGCUUCCACAGGAAGCACAGGGACAAAGUGAUAGGGUCCUACUUGCCGUACGUGCUUGCUAGGGCUGACGCCAUCAAAGAAGAGGAAAGGGCUGUUAAGCUUUACUCCAGUCAUUUGUGCUCCGAGUACGAUCGUUCGUACAGCAAGAGGAAAUGGGGUUCGGUGAAUCUGGAGCACCCGUCGACGUUCGACACGGUGGCGAUGGAACCGGAGAUGAAGAAGAUGAUUGUGGAGGAUUUGGACAGGUUUGUGAGGAGGAAGGAGUUUUAUAAGAAGGUUGGGAAGGCUUGGAAAAGGGGUUACUUGCUGUACGGUCCACCGGGAACGGGAAAAUCGAGCUUGAUCGCCGCCAUGGCUAAUUAUCUCAGGUUUGAUGUGUAUGAUUUGGAGCUCAGUGGCGUUCAGAACAACAGUGAUUUGAGGAAGUUGUUGUUGUCCACCACGAAUCGUUCGAUUUUGGUGAUUGAGGAUAUCGAUUGCACUGUGGAUUUGCAGAACCGGGAUAACUCGGCGGAUAAGUCUCAAGACCCUACACGUUCUACUUCUAACAAGUUGACGCUUUCGGGGCUACUGAAUUUCAUCGAUGGUUUGUGGUCGAGUUGUGGCGACGAGAGAAUUAUCGUGUUCACCACCAACCACAAGGAUCGGUUAGACCCUGCAUUGCUACGUCCGGGGCGAAUGGACGUGCACAUUCACAUGUCAUACUGCACUCCAAGUGGAUUCAAGGUCUUGGCCUCUAAUUACCUCGAUAUUCAUGAGGACAACCCUCAUAGUCUUUGCGGGGAAGUCGAAGAGUUGAUCAAGAGCACAGAGGUGACCCCUGCAGAGGUUGCUGAGGAGCUCAUGAAAAGCGACGAUGUUGAUGUUGCCCUUGGAGGACUUGUCAAUUUUCUCAAACGUAAGAGGAUCGAGAGCGAAAAAAGAAAGGAGGAGGAGGAGGAGGAGGCCAGAAAAGCGAAGAGGCUGAAGACGGAUCACAAUGCCAGUGAUGAAGGUGAAGCAGUAGAGUAAUAGCUGGUUCAACUUGGUUUCCAAAUUACUAAAAAGAUUCAAAGUACAACGACAUGCAGUGAACUUGAAGGUUGUUAAUUAGAUAUAGAGUUAGUAAUUGAGAACUACUUAAUUAAGCUAAUUAAUUGGGUUUGAUAUAUGCUUUUUGGUAUGCAGUUUGAAACUGGAAAUAGUAGUAAACGUGGUAAUUGGUUUAAUUGAACUUAAGUCAAUUUCUAGUCCUUUUCUUGUUGGGACUACCA